Molecule: messenger RNA, 7197 nt
Organism: Penicillium antarcticum
Lineage: Eukaryota; Fungi; Ascomycota; Eurotiomycetes; Eurotiales; Aspergillaceae
Product: type II myosin
Exons: 4
Coding region: 1-7197 (2398 amino acids)
Biological process (GO): vesicle transport along actin filament; actin filament organization
Cellular component (GO): actin cytoskeleton; myosin complex; vesicle
Molecular function (GO): ATP binding; actin filament binding; microfilament motor activity
Source: RefSeq, a predicted model, not a curated record
AUGCUUCCCUCUCAAUUGAAUGCCUCGCCGAAGCGCGCCAGUCUCUUUGCGCGUCCAUCACCCUCACAGACAUCCCAGUCGCAAGGAACAAGGCCCAAGUCGGCUAUUAUCAUACCUUCUAAUGGACUAGAAUCAGCAAGAGGCCACCUGCGAAACUCAUCCGUCUCACAGCUGUCGCCAACCUUAUCUUCGGCUGGAAACCGGGAACGAUCGAAUUCGGCGAAGAACAGUCCGUCCUCAGGAACAUUCGCCCCCAGCUUUAUCAAGUCGGAGGAGUUGCGUCGUGGAGCGGAUCAAAUCCGUGGGAUUGAAGGAGACAACGACUUUUCGGGAAACAAAUAUGUCUGGCUACGAGACAAUGAGAAGGCUUUUGUCCGGGGCCUUGUUUUAGAGGAGUUGGAAGGAGGCCGCAUGCUAGUGCAGAGCGACGAUGGCGACCAACGUGAGGUGGACGCGGACCAGGUCGACAAGGUUAACCCAGCCAAGUUCGACAAAGCAGAUGAUAUGGCGGAACUUACCCAUUUAAACGAGGCGUCUGUGGUCCAUAACCUCCACACCAGAUAUCAAUCGGAUUUGAUCUAUACCUACUCAGGACUAUUCCUUGUAACGAUUAACCCCUACUGUCCGCUACCUAUCUACACCAAUGAAUAUGUGAAGAUGUACAAGGGCCGUGGGAGAGAGGAAACCAGACCCCACAUCUUCGCCAUGGCCGAUGAGGCUUUCAGGAACCUUGUUGAGGAAGGCGAAAACCAAAGUAUCCUGGUCACUGGUGAAUCUGGAGCUGGUAAAACUGAGAACACGAAGAAGGUUAUCCAAUACCUUGCAGCUGUCGCCACCUCAGAUACACCUUAUGCCCGGUCCGGUGCGAAACAGAUUACCGGUCUCUCGCAACAGAUCCUACGAGCUAAUCCAAUUCUCGAGGCCUUUGGAAACGCUCAGACGGUCAGAAACCACAACUCGUCUCGAUUCGGAAAGUUUAUUCGCAUUGAGUUCUCUCGAUCUGGGCAAAUAGCCGGAGCAUGGAUUGAUUGGUACCUGCUCGAGAAAUCACGAGUUGUAAAACCAAAUUCUAACGAACGAAAUUACCACGUUUUCUAUCAGCUGCUACAAGGUGCAGACCGCAAAACCCGCGAGAAGCUUCUAAUCGAGGAUCUUCAAAUCGAGGACUUUGCCUACACAAGAGAGGGAAAUGACUCGAUUGUAGGAGUCUCUGACCAAGAGGAGUGGAACUCAUUGAUCGAAGCCUUCCAUGUGAUGAACUUCUCCGAAGAUGACCAGCUAUGUAUCUUGCGGACAAUCGCUGCUGUGUUGCAUUUGGGCAAUGUCAGUGUGGCCAAGGCGAGUGUUCGUGCAGACCAAGCAGCGUUGGCGCCUGAGGGCUACUCAAGCGUGGAAAAGGCCUGUCAACUUCUCGGUAUUGCCGCAGAACCCUUUGUCAAGGGCCUACUUCAUCCACGAGUCAAGGCCGGCCGUGAAUGGGUAGAGAAGGUUCAGACUCCUGACCAGGUUCGCAUGGCCCUAGAUGCCUUGUCCAAGGGUAUCUAUGAGCGUGGAUUUGGAAAUCUUGUUGCUCGAAUCAACGGUCAGCUGGGACGGUCAAUGGCCAGUGAUGACAACUACUUCAUUGGAGUCCUUGAUAUUGCCGGUUUCGAAAUCUUCGACAACAACAGUUUCGAGCAACUUUGCAUCAACUAUACGAACGAGAAGCUACAGCAAUUCUUCAACCAUCAUAUGUUCGUCCUGGAACAAGAGGAAUACGCUAGGGAGCAAAUCGAGUGGCAAUUUAUUGACUUCGGAAAAGACCUGCAGCCAACAAUCGAUUUGAUCGAGCUUACCAACCCUAUUGGUAUCUUCUCUUGUCUUGAUGAAGACUGUGUCAUGCCCAAAGCUACAGAUAAAUCGUUCACCGAGAAGCUUCAUGGUCUGUGGGAUCGAAAGACCCCCAAGUACCAUGCAUCUCGUCUCAACCAAGGAUUCAUUCUGACCCACUAUGCUGCUGAGGUUGAGUACUCGACAAGCGACUGGCUUGAGAAGAACAAGGACCCUCUCAACGACAAUAUCACUCGCCUCUUGGCCACAUCCAGUGAGCCACACGUCGCGAACCUGUUCUCGGACUGCGCAGACUCGGAGGAAGAUGGUGGCAACCACCCAAGAAGCCGCGUGAAGAAGGGCCUAUUCCGGACAGUUGCUCAAAGGCACAAGGAGCAGCUAUCUAGUUUGAUGGCUCAACUUCACUCUACUCAUCCCCAUUUCGUCCGUUGUAUCUUGCCCAAUCACAAGAAGCGACCAAAGAUGCUACAUGCUCCACUUGUAUUGGACCAGCUACGGUGCAACGGUGUUUUAGAAGGUAUUCGAAUCGCUCGUACUGGGUUCCCCAAUCGUUUGCACUUUGCGGAAUUCAGACAGCGGUAUGAAGUCCUGUGCCAACACAUGCCCAAGGGCUACUUGGAGGGACAGAGUGCUGCCCGCAUCAUGCUGGAGAAGCUUGGUAUGGAUCGGGCUUGGUACCGAGUUGGUAGAACGAAGGUGUUCUUCCGGGCUGGUGUUCUUGCCGACUUGGAAGAGAAGCGUGACCAGCUAAUCCGCACUAUCAUGUCGCGCUUCCAGUCUAUCGCGCGAGGCUUCAUCCAACGGCGCAUCUCCAACAAACGACUGUAUCGUGCCGAAGCUACUCGUAUCAUUCAGCAGAACUUCCAUGUCUACCUUGAAUUGAAGGGAAGCCCUUGGUGGCGCAUGUUCUCGAGAAUGAAGCCCCUACUGGGCGACACGAGAAACGCGAAGGAAGUUAAAAAGCGAGACGACAAGAUCCUGGAAUUAGAAGCCAAGAUGAAACAGGAUCUGGCAGGUCGACAGAAGUUGGACGAAGAGAGACGUCGAACUGAACUUGAGAUUCAGAAGAUCCAGCAAACCUUGGAGAGCGAACGUGCCCUCGCGCUGGAUAAGGAAGAGAUCUUCAAGCGUCUACAAGAUCGUGAAGGAGAACUUGCUGAAAAGCUUGCCGGUGCGAUCGCCGACCAGGAAAGUCUUGAAGAACAGCUAGACGAAAUCGUUGAUGCAAAGAAAAAGGCUGAAGAGCAGCUGCAACUUCGAAUCACUCAGUUGGAGCAGGCAGGACUGAUCAUACAGACCUUGGAGUCGGAGAAGAACAGCCUGCAAUCUCGACUGGAGGAAUUGAAUGGCAAGCUUUCCGAAACCGAAACCCAAUUUUCAGGAAAGAAUGAACAGAUCCAAGGACUAGAACAGGAGAUCAAGAUGCUCCAAAGCCAUCUCAGCUUGAAAGAUCGCAAGCUUCAAGACUUGGAAGCGAAAUUGUUGAAGACUGAUCAAGACCUCGAGGUCAAGUUCGUCGCUACCUCCAAAGAACUCGAAAAGUCUCAAAAGCAAGUUCGUGAUAUUUCAGAAGAGAAUCGGUCUAUUCGUGACCAGAUCGCCGAAUUGUCUACCACUUCUACCGGCUACGAGGAUCUUCUCCGCCGCAAGGAGAGCGAGAUGGCUGUUCUCCGAAAUGAUGUCAAGAAACACGAAGAAGAGAAGAAGAGCAUCGAAGCUGAGAAGACUUCGUUGUCAACACGCCACGACAACAUGCAAGGCCGCCUUCGAGAAGUCCAAGCCGAGAGAGAUGCCAUGCGCUCUGAGAAGACUCAGCUUCAGCGUGAGGCUGCCGACCUCAAACGCCUUCUAGAUGACAAGCGAUCUGAGGAUGCGGAGGCUGGAGAGAGCAGGAAACUCUUGGAGGAGCAGGUGCACGACCUCAAGGAUCAACUCUUCCAGGCUCAAGCCGAUCUCAGCCGUGAACGCCAAUCACGAGACGACGUCCAGAUGCUUUCUGAGCACAAUCUUGCUCAGUUGACCCACAAGUACGACGAGCUCAACGAGUCCAAGAUUACCAUCGAGAAGGAGAUGUAUAUUCAGCAAGACAGUUUGCGUCGGGCUACCGAGGCCAGACUCGCGGCGGAAAUGACACGGAAAGAGUUGCAGGGGGAGCUAAUCAAGCUUCGUGAGAGAUUCACCGACGCUGAGACCGCGCGCAUGAAUGCCGAAGCCGAGAUUGAGCGUAAGAUCAUGAAGCAGGCCGAGGAGCGCAUGACCAGCUCGCGCAAGGACCUUGAGGAGAAGGCACGCCAGCUUGAGGAAGUGGAAGCGGAACGAUCCCAGCUCUCUGUUCAAAUCCAAGAGCUCAUGCAAACAAUUUCGGAAUCUGACAACUUCCGUCUCCGCCAUGACCAACACAAGGAGCGUCUUGAGCGAGAGCUUGUGACCCUUCGAGGCAGACUGACCGCGUCUGAGAAUGAUAACAGAUCUCUUUUGACUAAGAUCCAACAAAAGAACCUCGAUAUCGCCCGGUCAAACUCGAAGGCCAGUGAUAGCAACAGACUUCGGUUGACAAAUCUGCAAAAGGAGAAGGCUAGGUUGGAUGAAGAGACCAAAAAAUUGAGUCGCCAGCUAGAAGACUCCCAGGUCCAGAUCACGUCUAUGGAAAAGCAAAAGGAGAAGUUAUCCUUGAGUCUGGAGGAUCUUAACCACGAGGUCAACCGCGAGCACAAGACAAGCCGCAACGCUGAAAAGGCCGCCUCCACUGCCAACCUUCAACUCGCCGAGGCCAAUCGCAAACUUGAGACGGAACGCCAGCUGCGCACUCAAGCCCAAGCCAACACUCGUCAAACUCAGGGCACUCUGGAUCGGGCGAACAAGGAAAUUGAGGACUUGCAUCGCCAAUUGAUCCUGUUGCACAAGGUCUUCGAGCCCGAGGCUAGUGAGCCCACGCAAUCCUGGGAGGCUGUUCAACCACACCUGUCGAAGCAGGUUAACUUGGCCCAAGUCCUUGAGACAGUGCAGAAUAAGAUUGGUGUCACCGAAGAGAAGUACAUGAGAGCUGAAAGCCAGCUUGCUGAAAUGCGCCGACGCCACGCGGAUGAGAUGAAGGAACUUGACACUAAGUACUCAUCUUCCAAGCGUGCCUUCCUUGAAGAGAUCGAUCAGAAUGAAGUAGCCAAUAACCGUACCCCUGCUCACUUCAGGAAGAAUUCCGAAGACGCUCUCAAGCGAUUCUCUAAUCCCACCACACCAAAUCGGCGCUACAACGUUCACGAAGCGGCAAACGACUCUGCCCGCUCCGAUCGCACCGUUGAUACACAAGGCUACCAGAGACGCAUGGAUACGGCUGCUGAACUGGAAGAGCUGCAGAAUAAGCUUCAGAUGACUGAGAUGCAGAACAAGCAUCUCCAGAGCCAGAUUGAACGCUCUACCCCCGGCGGUGAUAUCUGGCAGGAUGAGAGCCCUUCCAUCCGUCGUAUGCAGCUCCUCGAGCGUGAGAACGGUCGCCUCCAUGAUCAACUUGAUGACUCCUCUAAGAAGGUAUCAUCUUUAGAGCGAAGCAUUCGCUCUGGAGAAUUGUCCCUUCGUGAUGUUCAGGCGAAAUCGCACGAAGAACUUUACGAUCUCAUCAACUCACAGGAGCAAUCUCGCCGCUCUCUGCUGAAGGUCCACAAUGAGACUAUGGCCGAGUUCGGUGAUGCUAAGGCUCACUUCGAGAAGCUGAAGCGGGCUCGGGCAACACUGGAGGUUGAACUUCGUGAUGCCCGGUCGGAGGCCCAGGAAUUGCAAGUCGGCCGAGAUCAAGACGCUGUCAGCCGCAACCAGCUUCUUCAAGAGUUCUCCGAUCUCCAGAUUCGUCUGGAUGCCGAGUCAUCCCGCUCUGCUGAUCUCGAGUCAAGCCUCAUGUUGUAUAAGAGCCGCUCGGAUGAGUACUUCAACAAGCUUGAGCAGGCCGAGAUCGCUGUCAUGAAGGCUUCGCGUGCCGAGCAAUUUGCCAAAUCCCAAGGCCAGGAGGCUGAAGAGACCUGUGCCCAAAUCAUGUCUGAGCGCAAGGAAAUGGAUGCUCUCGUCGAGGACUUGCAGCGACAGACCCAGUCCCUCGAGGCCCGGAUGGAAGACCAGGCUGCCGAGCUCCAAGGUGCCUUGCAGGCUAAGCAGCGUCUUCAGAACGAGCUCGAGGACUACAGGAACCAGCGAGCCAUUGACCUUGAGGAUAAGGAGACGUCUAUGGAACAGACUAGACAAAAGUACCAGAGAGAGUUCUCGACUCUCAACAACGAACUCGAGAUGGAGCGUGAACGUGUUCUCAGUGGUCGUUCAGAGACUGCUCGUCUCCGCGAGGAACUCGAGGACCUUCGCAGCAAGUGGGACAAUGAGGUUAUCAAUAGCUCGACAUGGGCCAAGGAGAAGUCCCGCAUGGAUGUUGUCUUGCAGGAUGUUACCAACUCUCGCGACGAGGCUGUCAAUGCCCACAACGAGGCCCAGAGCAAGGUUGUUUCCCUCCUGUCCCAAGUCCGCACCCUUCGGACUUCCGUUGAGGAUACUACUGCCGAGCGUGACUUGCUCCUGAAGGACAAGAAGAUGCUCGAAGGCCGCCUGGCUGAGGCUGGCGAGCGACUAGAAGAUCUCGCCAGAGGCGAAAGCCCAUCUAUGCGCAAUGCUGCAAGCAUGGACCGCGAGCUGCUUGAGCUCAAGUCCAGAAUUGCCCAGCAGGAAGACGUUUCCGCUGCUGCAGUUGGCAAGAUGCGUCGCGCUGAUGCUUUGGCCACUGAAAUGCAGAAGGAAGUUACUGCUGAGCGUGAAGCCAAUGCCCAGCUCUUCAAGGAGAAGGCAGCUCUCGAGAAGUCGCUAAAGGAGGCGCAACUUCGUUGUGUUGAUCUGGAAACCAAGAGCUACUCCUCUGGUAGCCAGGAUGUUCGCUUCUUGCACAAGCGAAUCAAGGAGCUGGAAACCCACCUCGAAGACCAGGAGAGCAAGCACAGUUCUGAGCAACGCUCCCUUCGCAACGUCGAUCGUACUGUCAAGGAUCUCCAGUCUCAAAUCGAGCGACGCGACAAGAUGAACACCCAGCUCACCGACGACAUCAAUAGAGCUCGGGAUAAGAUUGAACGACUCCUCGGCAAUAUCGAGGAACUCCAGCACAACGAUUCGGACGCACAGCUACUAGCUCGUCGCGCUGAGCGGGAGCUUCGCGAGGAGCGCGAGAAGGCUCUACGUUUAGAGCGCGAGUUGGAUGGCUGGAGGGCCACGCGGGAGCGAGGAGGCAGCACCAUUGCCCGCAAAGUGACUUUCGGCGAGACUGGCAGCCAUCGCGGUAAUGGUGUCUAUGCAAAUAAUGACAUUCCCCAACGGCAACCCAGCAACACCAAGGGGUUCUUGUGA